Messenger RNA from Naegleria lovaniensis, 2208 nucleotides. RefSeq lists its product as uncharacterized. The record is from RefSeq and is a predicted model, not a curated record. Gene Ontology annotation, biological process: mitotic DNA damage checkpoint signaling; protein phosphorylation. Gene Ontology annotation, cellular component: nucleus; cytoplasm. Lineage: Eukaryota; Heterolobosea; Eutetramitea; Acrasida; Naegleriidae. Gene Ontology annotation, molecular function: protein serine/threonine kinase activity; ATP binding. Bases 1 to 2208 code for a protein of 735 amino acids. The transcript has 2 exons.
AUGAUCCGAGAUGGAAAUUUUGUACUCCAACAAGUGAAACACGAUGGAUUUGCACUUGAAUAUGCUUCUCAAGAAUUGAGAAAUGAUCGAGAGAUUGUAUUGGAAGCAGUGAAACAAAAUGGAUUUGCACUUGAAUAUGCUUCUCAAGAAUUGAGAAAUGAUCGAGAGAUUGUAUUGGAAGCAGUGAAACAAAAUGGAUUUGCACUUGAAUAUGCUUCUCAAGAAUUGAGAAAUGAUCGAGGAUUUGUAUUGGAAGCAGUGAAACAAAAUGGAUUUGCAUUUAGAUAUGCUUCUCAAGAAUUGAUAAAUGAUCGAGGAUUUGUAUUGGAAGUAGUGACAAUUGAAAAAUCCAAAGAAGGAAUUUCUAGCAAUAUCAAAACCUGUCUCUUGUUCCACCCAUCUCUUCAAAAACAUCCAGAAAUAAUUACUUACAUAAUUCAAGAAGGCCCAAAGUCAUUCUCAUUCACCUCCACUAUUGACGAAAUGAUUGAGCACUAUUCCAAUAACUAUAUAUCAGAACAGAAUGCAUUUGAAUUUUAUUUAUAUUUGGACAUCAAACCCUCUAGCACAUUCUUUACACUUUCAUCCAAUUAUCCUAAAGAAACGGUGAUUGAAUUUGCAUUGAUGAAAUUAUUCCACAAAUUUAUUGACACUCAUCAAAUCGAUCUAAAUGCAUUUGUUCAUCAUGGAACAAGUUUCAACUCGAUUGAUUAUUAUUUGCUCAGUGACAGCAUUCAAUUAUUUGUGAAUCAUUGGUUUCAAAUUCUAAAGUCCACCCAUUACAAACAACUCAAAACAAUUGUGAACAACAUUGUACAACAAUUUCCAAUUGAGAUAUUACCAAAAUCAUGUAUUAAUGUUAUUGUGAAAUUUUUGAAUGAUUGGAAGAAAGUGAAAGGUUUUCCUCGUCUCACAUCCAUUCAAGAAUUAACAUCUCAAAAUCUUUCCAUAGUUGGUACAGGUGCAGAUUUGGACAAAAUUCGAAAAUGUUGCCAAAUUGCCAAAUCUCAAACACAAUUCAAAACAAUUCAUUUCAUUUCACUGUUGGGAAUGGGAGCACAAGGUGUUGUGUUGAGAUGUUUGAACACGAGUCAUGGAAUGGUUGCUUGUAAAUUCUCUUUUGAACCAACUUUGGAUCGUCAAAGAGCAGAAGAACAAUUCAAAGUGUUGAAAGAUCCUCGUGUGAAAGGACAUGUGAUUGAUUGUAUUGAAUGUGGUACAAUUGAAUGGAAUGGCUUACACUAUCCAUACAUCAUCAUGGAAAUGGGAAAAGGAACAUUGGAAGAACGAAUUCAAUCCAUCCAUGCGAAGAAGAUGUUGAAUUAUAAUCGAGAAACUCAUUGUGCAUUUCUUCAAAAACAAGAUUUGAUUUGGAUUGUGAAAUGUUUUAUUGAUAUUCUUGAAGCUGUGAAUGUUUUGCAUGGAAUGAAUAUUUCACAUCGAGAUUUGAAAACAGGAAAUAUUGUUCUCAUUCAAGAUGCUCAAAAUGUUCAAGAUGGAAAGGCAAAGUUAAUUGAUCUCGAUAAUUCUCGAAACAUUCAAUAUCGAGACUCAGUGACCAUCAAUGUUGGAACUCUUCAAUACAUGGCACCAGAAAUUCAUAGUACCAACAACAUUGAUCGAAUUUCAGACAAUUGGACAAUUUCCAAAUAUUGUGACGUCUUUUCAUUAGGUUGUGUACUCUUGAGAAUGUUGACAAAUUGCUCUUUACAACUUGAUCCAGGUUAUUUAAAAGCCACAGAAGAAGAUUUGUUGGGAAACAAGAAUCCAGAUCAUGUCACUUUCUUUUCAGAUUAUGGAACAUAUUUUCAUGCGGCUAUUGCAACUCCAUAUGGAGAAUCCAAACUACAUCAUGCUCUGUACAAGGAAUUAAAUAGACACAUCGAUCCCUCAUGGAAUGUGAAUGAUAUUCUUGGAAGAUGUUUGAUGACCAUGAUUCAGAAAGAUAUUGAAACUCGAAGAGAUUGUGUGAAAUAUAUUCCAAUUUUGCAAGCUGUGAAACAAUCACUUGAAAAAGAAGGAGAGAAUAAUCCACCAGAUUUUUCCUCUUUUGAUUUGAGCAUUUUGAAAGAAUAUCAACCAUCAAUUAUAGAAAGGUUGAUGAGAGAGAAUAGAAUAUUGAAAGAUCUAUUGAAGAGAAAUAACAUCAAUUUUGAACAAGAAAUUAAUCCCAAACAAAUCUUUCAAUUCAAUAACAACAGCAAGUAG